Tinamus guttatus (white-throated tinamou) is the source of this 1398-nucleotide messenger RNA. RefSeq names its product alpha-1,6-mannosyl-glycoprotein 4-beta-N-acetylglucosaminyltransferase-like. Gene Ontology annotation, molecular function: acetylglucosaminyltransferase activity. The record is from RefSeq and is a predicted model, not a curated record. Gene Ontology annotation, biological process: protein N-linked glycosylation. NCBI's taxonomy places the organism in Eukaryota, Metazoa, Chordata, Aves, Tinamiformes, Tinamidae.
AUGCGAUGCUCCACGAGGCGCUUCCUCACAGCUGCCUUUGCAGCCUCCUUCCUCUUCUUCCUCUUCCUCCUCCUGAGCAGCCGCUGGGAGCAGAGCCUGGAGGAUCCCCUGGAGGUGGCGCUCAGGGCGCUGGCGCCAGAGGCAGCUGUGCAGGCGCUGCAGCAAGAUGGGGCCCUGCGGGCGCUGGACAACCUCUCUGCGCCUCACAACGUCUCCCACCACCUCCUUGCCGGCUCCCUGCCAUCCAGCAAGAAGUUCCUGGCCGUGGGGCUGGCGUCAGUGCGGCGGCCACGUGGCUACUACCUCCAGGCCACGCUGCAGUCUGUGUUCGAGCAGUCGACGGAGGAGGAGCUGCAGGAGAUGGUGGUGGUGGUGCACCUGGCCGACACGGACCCGGGCUGGAACGCGCGGGUGGCUGCUGACGUUGCCCGCAAGUUUGCUCAGCGCCUGCUCCAGGGCCAGCUCCUGCUUAUCCAUGCUCCCCCCGAGUUUUACCCGCCUCUGGAUGGCCUGAAGAGGAACUACAACGACCCGGAGGAGCGGGUGAGGUUCAGGUCCAAGCAGAACGUGGAUUAUGCCUUCCUCUUUGCCUUUGCUGCCAACCUCUCCACCUACUACCUGAUGAUCGAGGAUGACGUGAAGUGCUCCAAGUCCUUCCUCACAGCCAUCCGCAAGGCACUGACCUCCUGGGAAGGCUCCAACUGGGCCACCCUGGAAUUCUCCAAGCUGGGCUACAUUGGGAAGCUCUACCGCUCCAGCGAGCUUCCUCGCCUGGCUCGCUUCCUCCUCCUCUUCUACCAGGAGAUGCCGUGCGACUGGCUGCUGGGCUACUUUCGCCUCCUGCUCACGCAGAAGGACGUCAUCCGCUUCAAGCCCUCCCUUUUCCAGCACAUGGGCUUAUACUCCUCCUUCCAGGGCACCGUCAACCGGCUGGAGGACGAUGACUUUGAGGCCGAUGCCCUGGAGCUGCCGGACAACCCCCCGGCGGCUCUGUUCACCGACAUCACAGUCUUUGAGAACUACGCGCCCGCCAAGGCCUACGGCAGAGCAGAGGGCUAUUUCUGGGGGAAGGACCCUGCGGACGGCAAGGUUUUCUGCGUGGUCUUUCAGCAGCCGGCCCGCGUCACCCGCGUGCGCGUGCGCACGGGCUCCGGCGAGCGCGGGCAGGACUUCUUGCGCGCGGGGGUGCUGGAGCUGGGCUGGCAACGGCGGCCCCGGGGCCGGGACUGCUCCCGCUACACCCCCGUGGGCGUCUUCAACAAGGGGCUCUUUGAGCGGCGGGGGCUGGAGAAGGAGGUGCCGCAUCCCGUCGAGUGCGUGAGGAUACGGGUGACCCAGGGCCAGAGCGAGUGGCUCAUCAUCCAGAGCAUCGACAUCUGGACAGCAUCGAGCACCUGA